Harpegnathos saltator (Jerdon's jumping ant) is the source of this 2759-nucleotide messenger RNA. Its product is annotated as prolyl 3-hydroxylase 2. The record is from RefSeq and is a predicted model, not a curated record. Bases 86 to 2320 code for a protein of 744 amino acids. The transcript is spliced from 11 exons. NCBI's taxonomy places the organism in Eukaryota, Metazoa, Arthropoda, Insecta, Hymenoptera, Formicidae. Gene Ontology annotation, molecular function: protein binding; iron ion binding; collagen binding. Gene Ontology annotation, cellular component: endoplasmic reticulum. Gene Ontology annotation, biological process: collagen fibril organization; collagen metabolic process.
UCAGUACAGCUUCAGACGACGGCCUGUCGAGAAGAAGAGGAAGAAAAAGAAGAAGAAGAAGAAACAGCUGAAGCACCAGCUGAAGAUGAGGCUCCUCGUUGCCGCUCCGCUCGUGCUGCUGUUCGCGGCGUGCGCCUACUGUACCGACGCGAUCGAGACGAACGAGAUCGAAGACGAGGGCGACGACGACAAAGUUCGUGCGGACACGCGCAAGGAACACGAACUGCCGAUCGCCGAGGUCUUCGAGAACGCGGUCCAGGCGUACCUCGAGGAUGACUGGCGCGGCUGUCUCAUGGGCUUCAACGAGGCCCUGUACAGGUACAGGAGGUACAAACGCAUGAUAACGAUAUGCCGACAAAAGUGCAAAACGGAGGCGGCGGGCUCCUCGCCGAUCGUCGCCGAGGACAUCGAAGAUCUGCAUUUCUAUGAGAAGAAAGUACGGGAGACACUUUGCUUGAUGAAAUGCAAUCAGGAUUAUCGAGAGAUCGCGGGUGCGGGGGCGCUCAAGCGACUCCCACGCAAGACGGAGAAAAAAUUUGUCGAAUACGCCGCUUACGAGUAUCUUCACAUCUGCUAUUUCAAGAAAGAGAAAUAUCAAGACGCGGCGAACGCGGCCUUCACCUUCCUGAUCUAUCAUCCAGAUCAUGAAAUGACGAGGAGGAAUCUUAGGUACUAUCUGACUUUGCCUGGCGUAGUCGAAGAGAAGAUUGUGAAUCUGGAGGCGGCCCCUUUCAUCCAGAUGUACGUCCGAGGAGUUCAAGCAUACGAGGAUGAGAAUUAUAAGGAGGCCGUGGGCGAGUUUGAGAGCUCCCUCGGAUCUUACAUGGAAUCCGAGGAGGAAUGCAGGAUUUAUUGCGAGGGCCCGUUCGACCAAGGAUGGUAUCCUGAAUUCACGUCGUCGGUAGCGAAUCAUUUUACAUUCUGUCUAAAGUGCAAGCGUGAAUGUUCGCUCAACUUGAACAGCGUGAAUGGCGAAUAUCGGAAUAAUUUGCUCAGCAGUCAUUACAAUUACUUGCAAUUUGCUUAUUACAAGUUGGGCAAUAUGAAAGCAGCCUGCGCAGCGGUUGCGAGUUAUUUGUUAUUUUUACCUGCGGAUGAGACAAUGCUUCAUAAUAAGGAUUACUAUAGUGCCCAGCCGAAAGUGACGGAUGAUUACUUUACGCCAAGACAAGAGGCACUUGCUUACGUGAAGAGGCAAGAAUAUGAGUUGAUGCUGUUGCAUUACAUAUCGGAGGAAUUUGCAGUGAUCGACGCCAGGUUUGACGCAUUUAUCAAGAAGAAUAGCACAAAGAAGAGUAGUAAAAAGAAAGAGAAAGGGAAAGAAUUCGGGAAGAACUCUUUCGCCAGAUCGAUCUUGCACCCUCCUCCGGGACAUUCUCCAUCCACCCGGAUGCAAUACCUGGGAAACUUAUCGGUGAUCCGAGACAAAGAGGAAGAAAGAGAGACGCGAAGAGACCGAAUCGUAGUAAAAGAUGACGUACGAUUAAUAGCGGCGGAGAACGAGCUGGGUGGAAUGAAUCGCUAUGUUGCCGACAGUUUUCUCAAUUCAACCGAAUGUGAUUUGCUUACGCAAUUGGCUCAGAUUGCCGUGGAAGGAGACGGCUACGAGGAGAACAAGAGUCCGCAUUCACCUUAUGAGCGCUUCGAAGGUGUAACUGUCGGCAGAGUUGCUUUGAUGGUGUACCUCGGUCUGACGAAACCGGAACUGCUGGAGCUGUUCUUGCAAAGCACGGAAGCAGCUCGCGAUCACGUGGAAAGGUAUUUCGACCUUGAUCAACAACUGUAUUUCACCUACACCCAUUUGGUCUGCCGAACGGCAUUACCCGAUGCGCCGGCGAAUCGAGUCGACCUGAGCCACGAGAUACACGCCGACAAUUGCCUGAUAAAAAACGGGAGCUCCUGCGUGCGAGAGAAUCCUGCAUACACAUGGCGAGAUUACUCGGCGAUUCUGUAUCUCAACGAUGACUUCGAUGGCGGCGAAUUCUUCUUCGUCGAUGAUCGGAAGGAACGUCGAGUUCAAGGCAUUGUGCAUCCCCGAUGUGGACGUAUGGUGGCUUUCUCUGCCGGCGGUGAGAAUCUUCACGGUGUUCGGGCCGUACGUAGCGGCAGGAGAUGCGCCGUAGCGUUGUGGUUUACUCAGGACGACAAAUACUUGGAGUACGAGAGAGUGGUGGCGGAUACUAUGCUGAAGCGAGUUCGCUUAUUUGGUGCAGUCCCACGGGAAGGUACUCAUCAAGCACCUCUCAGGUACGAGGACAUGCUGAUCCAAUGCUUCAAGGAAGACGAGAUGUUGAGGCAUAUACUGAGAGAAUCUUCAUGAGGAAGAAGCGAAGACGAUAAUAUCGAUUGCGCAAGUUUUCACGAGACGUAGGUGCUAUUUUUGUUUCGCUCUCCCGACGAAUGGCUGGUCCAUUGAGCCGGAAAUCCGUGAGAAUUUUUCACAGAUUAUUUAUAAUGCGAAAAUAAGUUACACGAUAAGGUCGAUAACGUUUGAUACGUACACUUCGUCGAGUCAACUAGUAUUUAAUCGUAGAACGUACCAAUGAAAUCUCGCGAAAACUUACACAAUAAUUAAACGAUACACGCUAAUGAUGGAAUGCUGCGAUCAUCGCAGUCGCGGUUUAUAGAAAAUAUUCUAAAUCUUUAUUAGAACAUGGACAUUACAUGUCAACAGGUUUACAUAAUCACGCUAUGCAUCGCGCAAUACGUGUAUGUGUAUGUGUGUGUGUGUAUGUGUUUUGUGUAGUGUAUAUCUGUAU